UCCGUCCCCACUGUUCACAAAUACACGCGAUGCACGUGUUAAUUGUGAAAUUGAGUUUUAAAAGAGGAAACAGUGGUUGAACACUGUGGGAAUUCCGGGUGCAUAGCAUCGCUCAAUUAUCCGUGCAUAGCAGUUCAUAAUAUUCGUUGGUGUGAUCCUUGAUUUGUAUUUUUCAUUUAACUAAAUAGUCUGAGUAAUGAGGUGUUGACACAUCAUCAAGUUUGUUACGUUGAGUGAAGGCAAUUUACGCCGAUUUGGUUUAAUCGUGUAUUGACUAUGUGCGCAAAUAGGUUAAUAUGCUGUUCUGGCUCAUUAAAAGUAACCACUUCAGAGUGUUCCUGAUAGUAACAUGUGUAAUAAAUACAAGUCAGGGAGCUUUAAAUAUUUUCAAAAAGCCUCUAGAUAGUUUGGACAUUAAGUAUGGCUCAUUUUCUGAAGAUCUCCGCCAACAGAUGUUGGCAGAGGCGAAAAAAAUGUUUUAUUUCGGUUAUGAUAAUUAUAUGACAUACGCAUUCCCAAUGGACGAGCUAAAUCCUUUGUUGUGUUGUGGUAGGGGCCCCGAUUAUGAGAAUCCAUCUAAUGUCAAUAUAAAUGACAUACUUGGUGAUUAUUGUCUCACACUUGUUGAUUCUCUGGAUACCCUGGCAGUGCUUGGUAAUGUGACAGAAUUCCAGAAUGCCGUUACUAAUGUUAUCCGAAAUGUUAGUUUUGACAAGGAUAACGUGGUUCAAGUGUUCGAAGUGAAUAUCAGGGUUCUUGGUGCACUCAUUUCUGCACACCUCCUGAUGAUGGAUCCAGAGCAACCCUUUGGAAACUUACGUCCAUCCUGGUAUGAUGGUGAGCUUCUGCAGUUAGCACAUGAUCUGGCUUCUAGAUUGUUGCCUGCUUUUGAAGGGAGUUCAACAGGCAUUCCUUACCCAAGGGUGAAUUUACGUCAAGGCUUACCACAGCCACCUACAGCUGAAACUUGUACAGCAGGGGCUGGAUCUCUUGUACUGGAAUUUGGCCUUCUCAGCCGUCUGCUUGAUGAUCCAGUCUAUGAAGGAUAUGCACGCAGAGCUAACAAGGUGUUGUGGAACCUUCGAGCAAAAUCAACUGGUCUUCUAGGUAAUGUGAUUGAUGUGGAGUCAGGGCGCUGGAUAGGGAAGCUUAGUGGUCUUGGUGCAGGUCUUGAUUCCUACUAUGAGUACCUCUUGAAGUCAUAUAUCAUGUUUGGUGAAUCUGAGGACUAUGAAAUGUUUGCAGAAGCUUAUCGUGUCAUCAAGCAGUACAUGCGCAGAGGGCGAGCUCACUGUAAUCAAGGCUCUGGUGAUCAUCCUCUGUAUGUGAAUGUUGAUAUGAUGAGUGGUGCUGUACAUACGUGGUGGAUAGACUCAUUGCAGGCUGCUUUUGCUGGAAUUCAG
Cryptotermes secundus is the source of this 1403-nucleotide messenger RNA. RefSeq names its product ER degradation-enhancing alpha-mannosidase-like protein 1. Gene Ontology annotation, cellular component: membrane; endoplasmic reticulum. Gene Ontology annotation, molecular function: calcium ion binding; mannosyl-oligosaccharide 1,2-alpha-mannosidase activity. Lineage: Eukaryota; Metazoa; Arthropoda; Insecta; Blattodea; Kalotermitidae. The record is from RefSeq and is a predicted model, not a curated record. Gene Ontology annotation, biological process: endoplasmic reticulum mannose trimming; carbohydrate metabolic process; mannose trimming involved in glycoprotein ERAD pathway.